CUCACCACCGGGUCUGCUCUCUCCACAGGUGUGGUACAUGGAUGGCUAUCACAACAACCGCUUCGUACGCGAGUACAAGUCCAUGGUUGACUUCAUGAACACGGACAAUUUCACCUCCCACCGUCUCCCUCACCCCUGGUCGGGCACGGGGCAGGUGGUCUACAACGGGUCCAUCUACUUCAACAAGUUCCAGAGCCACAUCAUCAUCAGGUUCGACCUGAAGACAGAGACCAUCCUCAAGACCCGCAGCCUGGACUAUGCUGGUUACAACAACAUGUACCACUACGCCUGGGGCGGCCACUCGGACAUCGACCUCAUGGUGGACGAGAGCGGGCUGUGGGCUGUGUACGCCACCAACCAGAACGCCGGCAACAUCGUGGUCAGCAGGCUGGACCCUGUGUCCCUGCAGACCCUGCAGACCUGGAACACGAGCUACCCCAAGCGCAGCGCGGGGGAGGCCUUCAUCAUCUGCGGCACGCUGUACGUCACCAACGGCUACUCGGGGGGCACCAAGGUCCACUACGCCUACCAGACCAACGCCUCAACCUACGAGUACAUCGACAUCCCCUUCCAGAACAAAUACUCCCACAUCUCCAUGCUGGACUACAACCCCAAGGACCGGGCCCUGUACGCCUGGAACAAUGGCCACCAGAUCCUCUACAACGUGACCCUCUUCCACGUCAUCCGCUCCGACGAGUUGUAGCUCCCUCCGCCUGGAAGCCAAGGGCCCACGUCCUCACCAGAGGAAACUCCUGUGAAACCGCUGCCAAAAAGAUACCAAUGAUACUAACAAUACCAAUUUUGAAAAAUCAUCAGCAGUGCGGAUUCUGACGUCGAGGGAUGGCAUUACCUCUGUGUUUCUCCCUUUCCAGCCGGCGGGCCACAGACAUCGGAAGAAACUCCCGUAUUUGCAGCUGGAACUGCAGCCCACGGCGCCCCGGUUUUCCUCCCCGCCUUGUCCCUCUCUGGUCACACAACAUGCUAAAGAGGCAAGGCAAUGACUGUUGGCCAGUUCUCACCGGGGAACAACCCACUGUUAGGAUGGCAUGAACAUUUCCUUAGAUCGUGGUCAGCUCCGAGGGAUGUGGCCUCUGGGCUCUUGGGGAGCCCCGGGCCGCACCCGGCCGUAGGCUAGUGUAACUCGCAUCCCAUCGCAGUGCUGUUUCUUGACACUGUGUGCUGUCUCUUAGAUUAACUGUGCUGAGACUCCACGUAGCUCCUGGACCCGUGUCUAGUACAUACUGAAGCGAUGGUCAGAGUAUGUAGAGUGAAGUUGCUGUGCCCACGUUGUUUGAACUCGCGUACCCCGUAGAUAUAUUGUGCAGCGUUCUUCUGUUAUUCCCUUGAGGUGGUAACUUCGUGUGUUCAGUUUAUGCAAUGAUUGUUGUAGAUGCAAUGCCGUAGUUUGGAUUAAUAAGUGGAUGGUUUUUGUUUCUAAAAAGAAAAAAAAAUUCAGUGUUCACCCUUAUAGAGACAUAGUCAAGUUCAUGUUGAUAAUAAUCAAAGGAAUUACUCUCUCUUCUUGUUAAAUUAGCUAAAUCAUGUAACCGCAGAUAGGAAGGGCUCACCUAGGGAACCUUUGGUUUCCGAUGGGACGGUAAAGUCAUACGGGCAACAGUGUGCGGAAAGUACAUUUUUUAAGUAAAAAACAAAGGAAAACUUUGUACUAUCCAGUUAUCUAAGGAACAAUAAAAACAUUAGGAGAUCUU
This is a messenger RNA of Piliocolobus tephrosceles (Ugandan red Colobus), 1709 nucleotides long. RefSeq names its product olfactomedin 1 (gene OLFM1). Gene Ontology annotation, biological process: signal transduction. Bases 38 to 703 code for a protein of 221 amino acids. NCBI's taxonomy places the organism in Eukaryota, Metazoa, Chordata, Mammalia, Primates, Cercopithecidae. The transcript has a single exon. The record is from RefSeq and is a predicted model, not a curated record.